Messenger RNA from Desarmillaria tabescens, 1477 nucleotides. RefSeq names its product actin-related protein Arp4p. Gene Ontology annotation, cellular component: NuA4 histone acetyltransferase complex; SWI/SNF complex. The transcript has 9 exons. The record is from RefSeq and is a predicted model, not a curated record. NCBI's taxonomy places the organism in Eukaryota, Fungi, Basidiomycota, Agaricomycetes, Agaricales, Physalacriaceae. Gene Ontology annotation, molecular function: chromatin binding. Gene Ontology annotation, biological process: chromatin remodeling; regulation of transcription by RNA polymerase II. The coding region runs from base 76 to 1389 and encodes 437 amino acids.
ACGGACGUUGAUGUCAAACACAGCACAAUAACACGACCUUGUUCAAACUACGAGCAUACUCCUUGACACAGAAAAAUGGUCAACUACGGCGGUGACGAAGUAUCAGCACUCGUCGUUGACAUUGGAUCUUCGUCAUUACGCGCUGGAUAUGCAGGAGACGAUACCCCGAAAGCCAUAAUUCCAACAUCGUAUGGCUACAUCAAGGCGCCUGAUGAUGGAGACUUUGCUAUGGCGGACGUAAACGAUGUCGAGGUAGCCCCAAAACCGAAGUUGGCGAAAUCCUACAUAGGACAAUCUGGACCGUCAGUGUGGAGAAGCGGUAUGGAAGUGGCCAAUCCUAUCAAGGGGGGACUCAUAAAUGAUUUUGGGCCUAUACAUGCCCUGAUCGAGCAUGCUGUCGUCAAUGUUAUGGGAUGCAAUCCUUCUGAGCACCCAAUCCUGGUCACUGAACCCUCAUGGAAUACCGUUGAGAAUCGAGAGCGGAUGGCCGAAAUAAUGUUCGAAGAAUUCCAGGUACCUGCUUUCUACAUUUCCAACACCGGGGUUCUCAACACCUUUGCAGCGGGAAAAGGGUCUGCACUAGUCAUUGAUAUCGGUCAAGACAUGGCGAGCGUGACACCUGUCGUAGACGGAUUUGUUUUGCGCAAAGGCCUUGUAUACUCGUCUCUUCCAUCACUUAUCCACUCCAGCGCCCAUAGCAUCCUUACGCAGCCAACACAUACCCGACGAGGUAUCGAUUUGUUUCCACAUCAACUCAUAACAAGUAAAUUGCCCGUCGAACCUAACAGCCCACCAAAAUUCACCCUGCGUGAGGAUCGCCUGGCUGGAACAACUGAUAGCUGGCGUCAGUGGUACGAAGCUCGCGAAGUGGACGAAUGGCUACAAACUGUGGGUGGCGUGCUCGAGACAGGAUGGAACGAUCAAGCCGCGGCUAAUCGACCACCGAGGCAAUAUGAAUUCCCUACAGGUUUCAACACCUGGUUUGGGGCCGAGCGAUACUUUGUCGGGGAACAAUUUUUCUACCACUCCCCUCAAAUGAGCGCUUCCAAUCAUUCCUUACCCAAAACAAUACCCGCAUUGAUCAGCGAAUCCCUGCGAUCGUACGACAUCGAACUCCGCCAAGUUUUGAUGGGAAAUGUCGUUCUUACUGGAGGAGGUAGUCUAUUCUCUGGAUUCAAUGACCGGCUUGCCACAGAGCUGGGCCGGACUUUCCCUCACGUCAAAAUUCAUGCUCCCGGAAAUCCUAUUGAGCGCCGUUAUGGAGGCUGGUUAGGGGGUAGCAUUUUAGCGAGUCUGGGUACUUUCCAUCAACUGUGGAUAAGCAAGGAGGAAUGGCAGGUAAGACAAUAUACUGUAUAUCGUGGUCAGCCCCUCACGUCUCAUUCGUAGGAGCACGGAAAAGGUAUUGUCGCGCAGAGGUGUAAAUGAUAUAAACUUGGUAUAUCUUUAUGAUAUUUUGUUCGAGCCGUAUUGUAUC